CAGUCUGUGAACUACAAUCACGCAGUCGCAGUUUGCUGACCUUCCGUGGUACUCAAGCAAGCAUGGCUGCCCGGGCACUUACGAAAGGGCUUUGGGGGCUACGACAGUCCAGAGCUAUUACAGUCGGAUACCCCGCUGCUGGACAUUUCUAUAGCACUGAAGCAGCUGUCAAAUCACCUACACUACAAUGUAUGAUGUUUCAGGUAAUCAACGACUGCUUAACCAUCAGGUCCGAAAGGAUAAUGACCCUGCCACUCGAGAAGCCCGACUUCUUUCGUGUGUCAGAGCUCUUCUCUGUCAAAUCCCUUUUCGAGGCCAGGGUGCAUCUUGGUCAUAAAAAAGGCUGCAGACACAGGCUCAUGGAGCCAUACCUAUAUGGCUGCCGAUUGGAACAAGAUAUAAUUGAUCUGGACCAGACAGUGGAGCACCUUCAGCUUGCUCUGAACUUCACUGCACAUGUAGCGUAUCGGGGGGGCGUCAUUCUGUUUGUCAGCCGCCAGCGUCAGUUCAGCCAGCUGGUGGAGAACACUGCCAAGGGAUGUGGGGAGUACGCUCACACCCGGUACUGGCAGGGUGGCCUCCUCACCAACGCCCCCAUCCAGUAUGGCCCCGGCGUCCGCCUACCAGACCUCAUCGUCUUCCUUUCCACUCUCAACAAUGUAUUUCAACAGCACGUGGGAAUCAGAGAUGCAGCAAAAAUGAACAUUCCUACAAUUGGAGUGGUUGACUCAAAUUGCAACCCCAGCCUGUUGACGUACCCCGUGCCCGGCAAUGAUGACACUCCUAUUGCCAUGGAGUUGUACUGUCACUUAUUCAAGAUGAUUAUAAAUCGUGCUAAGGACAAAAGGAAACACAUGGAGCUCCUGCCGUCUGCUGCGCCUCCUCAUGCCUCUGAAUUAUUGAAAACAUCUAACUAGUGUUUGAGGGGAAGGCAAGAAUGCUGUCUAAUGUUAAGGGUUGCAAAUCAAAAUUCAAAUUAUUUUCAUAAGCGAUUAAUCUGCCAUUUUUGGACUAUAAAUUGUCAGAAAGUUUUGGAAAAUGUCCAUCCCAGUUUCUCCAGAUGUCAGUCAAAAAAUCCAAAAUAUUCUGUUUAAAUAACAUAUAUUAACAUAUACAUAUUUGAAAGGCUGGAAAAAUACAUUUUUGCCAUUUUUCUAAAUUACCCUAAGCAAUUAAUCAAUUAUCAAAAUAAUAGGAGAUUGUUUCUCUGCAGAUUCACUAAUAUUUGCAGCUCUACUAAUGUUAAGACAAAGUUGUGUGUAUAUUAUCAUUAUUAUUAAAGAAAUCUUUUUGUUACA
Molecule: messenger RNA, 1298 nt
Organism: Eleginops maclovinus (Patagonian blennie)
Lineage: Eukaryota; Metazoa; Chordata; Actinopteri; Perciformes; Eleginopidae
Gene: mrps2
Product: mitochondrial ribosomal protein S2
Exons: 4
Coding region: 63-917 (284 amino acids)
Biological process (GO): translation
Cellular component (GO): ribosome; mitochondrial small ribosomal subunit
Molecular function (GO): structural constituent of ribosome
Source: RefSeq, a predicted model, not a curated record